AUGGCCAAAGACAUUUCCCUGCUCUGUAAAGGCCUGAGAAAAGGCGGAGCGAAGCGGCACAGCAAAGUGCUCCGUGAUAACAUCCAGGGCAUCACGAAACCAGCCAUCCGGCGCCUGGCUCGCCGUGGCGGGGUCAAGCGCAUCUCGGGCUUGAUCUACGAGGAGACCCGCGGGGUGCUGAAGGUUUUCCUGGAGAAUGUGAUCAGGGAUGCGGUCACCUACACUGAGCACGUCAAGCGCAAGACGGUCACCGCCAUGGAUGUGGUGUACGCUCUGAAACGCCAGGGCCGCACUCUCUAUGAGUCAUUGCAUAUUAGAUCAGGAAAAUCGAUAAUGGCCAGAACCAAGCAGACAGCGCGCAAAUCCACCGGAGGGAAAGCUCCCCGCAAGCAGCUGGCGACCAAAGCGGCCCGCAAGAGCGCUCCGGCCACGGGCGGAGUGAAGAAGCCUCAUCGUUACAGGCCCGGCACGGUGGCUCUGCGGGAGAUCCGCCGCUACCAGAAAUCCACCGAGCUGCUGAUCCGCAAACUGCCCUUCCAGCGCCUGGUGCGAGAGAUCGCUCAGGACUUCAAGACCGACUUGCGCUUCCAGAGCUCGGCUGUGAUGGCCCUGCAGGAGGCCAGCGAGGCUUACCUGGUGGGGCUGUUUGAGGACACCAACCUGUGCGCCAUCCACGCCAAGCGGGUCACCAUCAUGCCCAAAGACAUCCAGCUGGCCCGCCGGAUCCGCGGGGAGCGCGCCUAAACGGAGCCUGGCCGGCCCUGCACAUUCACCCCGAG
This is a messenger RNA of Hemiscyllium ocellatum (epaulette shark), 779 nucleotides long. RefSeq names its product histone H3-like. The record is from RefSeq and is a predicted model, not a curated record. Lineage: Eukaryota; Metazoa; Chordata; Chondrichthyes; Orectolobiformes; Hemiscylliidae. Gene Ontology annotation, molecular function: protein heterodimerization activity; structural constituent of chromatin; DNA binding. Gene Ontology annotation, cellular component: nucleosome. The transcript has 5 exons. The coding region runs from base 1 to 744 and encodes 247 amino acids.